Molecule: messenger RNA, 1143 nt
Organism: Debaryomyces hansenii CBS767
Lineage: Eukaryota; Fungi; Ascomycota; Pichiomycetes; Serinales; Debaryomycetaceae
Exons: 1
Coding region: 1-1143 (380 amino acids)
Cellular component (GO): mitochondrion
Molecular function (GO): protein-containing complex binding
Source: RefSeq, a predicted model, not a curated record
AUGUUGAGAGUUUCCGCUAGACAAAUAAGCCCAGUGGGUAGACAAACAAGAUCUAUUUACACUUCCGUUUUAGACUCGGACAUUAAUAUUACAAGAAACGGGAAAGUUAAUGUUUCGGUGGGUCAUGGUGGACGUUCGUCUAGAACUGGAUACACUGCUACUGUUUUCGGUGCUUCUGGGUUUUUAGGUCGUUAUUUGACUUCCAAAUUGGCCAGACACGGUACCACUACUGUUGUACCAUUCAGAGAUGAUAUGAAAAAGAGAUUUUUAAAGGUUACUGGGGAUUUAGGAGUUGUUAACUUUGUUGAAAUUGAUGCCAGAAACUUGAAGUCGAUUCAAGAUUCCGUUGCUCAUUCUGAUAUUGUCUUCAAUUGUAUCGGGGUCGACUAUAACACCAAGAACUUUUCGAUGGCAGAUGUUAACAUUGGGUUAACGGAAAGAAUCACACAAGCGGUCAAAGAUGCUGGUGUUCCAAGAUUUGUUCAUGUUUCGUCGUAUAAUGCUAACCCAGACUCAAAGUCUGUCUUCUACGCAACUAAGGGUGUCGGUGAACAAGUUGUGCGUGAUAUCUUACCAGAGUCUACAAUCGUUAGACCAGCUCCAAUGUUCGGCCGUGAAGACAACUUAUUAAACUAUUUAGGACCAAAGUUGAAAAUGUGGACUCCAAAUAAGAAUGCCAAAGAAAUUUACCCAAUCCACGUUAUGGACGUCGCCAGAGGUUUAGAAAAGAUCGGUUUUGAUGACUCCACUCUUGGCCAAACUUAUGAAUUAUACGGUCCUGAAAAAUUCUCCUACCACGAAAUCAGACAAAUGAUUCACGGUAUCACUCAAAAUUUUGCUCAAGCUGGUCCUUUACCUUACAGUUUUGCUGAUUACCAAAUUCCAUUACCACUUGCUAAACUAGUCGCUGAACUUAAGCAAUUGGUGUACUGGAAGUUAACAAACCCAGAUCAAAUCGAAAGACAUUUAAUCAACCAAACUAUUGACCCAACUGCUAAGACUUUCAAAGAUUUAGAAAUUGAAGAUUUAGACCAAUUGGCUAAUGUGUUGUUCACAUACGUCAAGCACUGGAGACAUCCAUUGAUUGCCCAAAAGGGUGCUCCAUCAGCUAAAGAAUUACGUCAAAUCCAACAUUUCUCGUAA